Molecule: messenger RNA, 1397 nt
Organism: Boeremia exigua
Lineage: Eukaryota; Fungi; Ascomycota; Dothideomycetes; Pleosporales; Didymellaceae
Exons: 2
Coding region: 113-1228 (371 amino acids)
Biological process (GO): lipid metabolic process
Cellular component (GO): membrane
Molecular function (GO): oxidoreductase activity, acting on the CH-CH group of donors
Source: RefSeq, a predicted model, not a curated record
UACAUCACUCUAUGGCAUGUGCUUUUGCGGGGAAGCUAUGGAUGAGCUUUAAACAAGCUCGUCGCACAAGCUGCGAGACUUCUGUCACUCUUUGGCAAUCCCUCAGUUCAUCAUGGCGUCCGGACUUUUCUCCAGAGGGUCCAGCCAACCGACUAGCACUCCUGAUGCUCGCAUUCAAUUUGGUGAAGAGCGACCCCAUGACAUUUACCUGAACAGCACUCCACCCGCCGCUCAGCAGGCGUACACAUAUGUCGACAAGACACACUCAAAGACACACGUUCAUACCGCCUCGUUGUUUGACGUUGGUAUCUUGAAGGACACUUUGGCACCUUCACUGACUCUCCACUCUGGUCUCGCUGUCAUUGCGUACGGCAUCUCACGAUACACCCAACGCGUUGAGGUCAAGGACUGGCUCUGGCCCAGCGGACAGGUUGCCAAUGCCUGGUGGUCUGCCAUCGGUCGACGUCUUGCUGCAGGCUUGACACUCACACAAGCUCUCCAUCGUCUUUCGUGGCAUGAACGCGUUGUUUUGACCGGCGUGACACUCUGGGGAGGCCGGCUCUUCUAUCGUGUUGUCCGUCGCUCCAUCCAGCGCGGCGAAGACGAUCCACGCUAUGCUGAAGUCAAGCAAGAGGAAGGCUUCUGGAACUCGGCUUUGUUCAAGAUCUUCAUUCCGGAGGCUUUCUUCCAGAUGCUCAUCAGCUUGCCAUUCACGGCACCAUUCAGGCACGAAGGUGCUGUCAUGAUAGGAUACCACCCAAUCAUCCAGAUGGCGGCUGUCGGUCUCUUCUCUUCUGGCCUCGCAUUGGAAACUCUAGCAGACUACCAGCUUGACCAGUACAAGGCGGAAGGCGGACGCGGUAUUCUUCGUGAAGGCGUCUGGAGCCUUGUUCGCAACCCGAACUAUCUUGGUGACGCACUUGUCCAUAUCUCCUUCAUCGUCAUGCUUUACGGCAGUGAUAUGCUCGCGCCCAUCGAACUUCUCGGACCCAUCGCCAACUACUGCUUCCUCCGCUUCUUUGGUGGCGACAACCAGAAAGAGCGGUCACAAGUACGUCGGUACUCUGCUUCUCAGCCCGACAAGUUCGCCGAGCUGCAGAAGUUCCGUGCAGACAAGAAUGCAUUCUGGCCAAGUAUGGACGAGCUUAGCAAUAAGUGGCUGUGGACAGUUCUGGGUAUUGGAGGACUCGGCGUUGCGAUCGAGCAGACACUCAGGACGCUGCACUAGGCUGAGCUUGGUGAAGAGGUAGUAUGCAAUGCUUGCUAGUAUCGUACUUGCAGCUGUAUCGUGCCUUCGCUUGCAUGUUGAACGCAUGAGCUUUUCAUUCCUUUUCUUUUCAACAAUCAUGAACAAAAACCCAUUACAUAUCGAAACAAUCAAUGCAUUAAAAAAAGAA